GAUGAAAGUAACGACAUACACGACAAGCACAAUCGGAAGCAGCACGAUAUAAGUGGGACGGCGAUUAGGGUUCAAAGUCUUACAUCCCUCGACGAACCUUGCCGUCGCCGUCGCCUCUCCCGCUUCAAUAAUGUCUGGCAGAAAGAAGACUAGGGAGCCCAAAGAGGAAAAUGUGACGCUUGGGCCGGCUGUACGAGAAGGGGAGCAAGUGUUCGGUGUCGCUCACAUCUUUGCAUCAUUCAAUGACACUUUCAUUCAUGUUACGGAUCUGUCUGGGAGGGAAACACUUGUUCGUAUUACAGGUGGUAUGAAGGUUAAAGCUGACAGGGAUGAAUCAUCUCCAUAUGCAGCCAUGCUUGCAGCACAAGAUGUUGCACAGAGAUGCAAGGAACUUGGUAUUACUGCCUUGCAUAUUAAGCUGCGAGCUACUGGUGGGAAUAAGACGAAAACUCCUGGUCCUGGUGCUCAAUCUGCUCUCAGAGCACUUGCUCGCUCUGGAAUGAAAAUUGGCCGUAUUGAGGAUGUAACCCCGAUCCCCACAGACAGCACCCGCAGAAAGGGUGGAAGAAGAGGAAGGAGACUGUAGUACAUCAGCAUAUCCCCAUUUUUGUUGUCACAAACAGUUCGGUAGUUUCUUCAAGAUAAAUAGUUUAAUCUCGCCUUUAUUUAGCUGAGGAUAUUUCUGAAUGCAUGUUUCUCACAGUACUGCUUUCCCACUUUUGAGAUUUGCAUGUUAAAUUUAUAUUGGUUGAAGAUUCCUUGUUA
Molecule: messenger RNA, 765 nt
Organism: Musa acuminata AAA Group (dessert banana)
Lineage: Eukaryota; Viridiplantae; Streptophyta; Magnoliopsida; Zingiberales; Musaceae
Product: small ribosomal subunit protein uS11y
Exons: 6
Coding region: 131-586 (151 amino acids)
Biological process (GO): ribosomal small subunit assembly; translation
Cellular component (GO): cytosolic small ribosomal subunit; ribosome
Molecular function (GO): structural constituent of ribosome
Source: RefSeq, a predicted model, not a curated record